Thermochaetoides thermophila DSM 1495 is the source of this 1173-nucleotide messenger RNA. RefSeq lists its product as uncharacterized. Lineage: Eukaryota; Fungi; Ascomycota; Sordariomycetes; Sordariales; Chaetomiaceae. Gene Ontology annotation, molecular function: alpha-1,3-mannosyltransferase activity; GDP-Man:Man(1)GlcNAc(2)-PP-Dol alpha-1,3-mannosyltransferase activity. The coding region runs from base 1 to 1173 and encodes 390 amino acids. The transcript is spliced from 3 exons. The record is from RefSeq and is a predicted model, not a curated record.
AUGACCCCUUCCGACGACACGAAAUAUACAAACGAAGCAUCAAAGAAAACGAUUGUCUUCCUCCACCCCGACCUAGGCAUAGGUGGCGCCGAACGUUUGGUAGUCGACGCAGCAGUUGGCCUGCAACAGCGCGGCCAUCGCGUGAUUGCCGUUUUGACGGGGGAGCUGAGGGGGCUGAAGCCGGAUGUGUUUUUUGUGGAUCAGCUAAGUGCCGGGCUGCCUCUUCUCAAGCUCCUGACUGGGAAGCCGAUCUUUUUCUACUGCCAUUUUCCGGACCUGUUGCUCGUUCAAAAUAGAAGGAGCUUGCUGAAGAGGCUGUACAGAUUGCCCUUCGACAAGUGGGAAGAGUGGAGUAUGGGAUGGGCGGAUACGAUUGCGGUGAAUUCGGGGUUUACGGCGGGGGUUGUCGGACAGACCUGGCCGAGGCUGGUCAGACAAAAAAAGCUGGAGGUUGUCUAUCCGUGUAUUGACACCGCUUCUAUACCCGCCUCAGAGGGGGAGGAGAACCCCUGGCCGGGGGUGAAGUUUUUGCUGUCCCUUAACCGCUUCGAGCGCAAAAAGAACGUGGCCCUUGCCCUGCGCGCCUUCGCCGCCCUCUCACCCGACGUUCGAAAGAACGCGAAGCUGGUCAUCGCGGGGGGUUAUGACCCCCGCGUGCGGGAGAAUGUGGCCCAUCACGAGGAACUCGCCACCCUAGCCACAGAACUGGGUCUCUCCCACACGACAGUGUACCGGCCCUCCACCCCUACCGACGUCCCCCUUUCCUCCAUCUCCCCCGACGUUCUGUUUUUGUGUUCCGUCUCAACCGACAAACUGAAAGACCUCCUCCUCCGCCACUCCCUUUUAUUAUUGUACACCCCUUCGAACGAGCACUUCGGCAUUGUCCCUCUCGAGUCCAUGCUCCGACGGACCCCCGUCCUGGCUUGCAACGAUGGCGGGCCGACGGAGACUGUUGUUGACGGAGAAACGGGGUGGUUGAGGGAUGCGGGGGAUGUGCGUGCUUGGAGAGGGGUUGUUGAGUCUGUGCUGGGGAUGAGUGAGAGUGAGGUGAAGGGGAUGGGCAGGAGGGGAGAGGAGAGGGUUAGGGAGAGGUUUGGGAGGGGGGUGUUGGGGAGUCUCUCGGCUUCUUCGCUGGGACCAGGGCUGAGGCGUUUGGUGGUCAUCUUCCCCUGA